Messenger RNA from Penicillium vulpinum, 1914 nucleotides. RefSeq lists its product as uncharacterized. Bases 1 to 1914 code for a protein of 637 amino acids. The transcript has a single exon. Lineage: Eukaryota; Fungi; Ascomycota; Eurotiomycetes; Eurotiales; Aspergillaceae. The record is from RefSeq and is a predicted model, not a curated record.
AUGCUCCUCCUUCCUAUCCACAAGAUACUCAUCACGAUCCUCCUCUUACUCGCACUCUGUUCUGCCGCCGAAGAUAUCUCCAGCGAUGCAUCGAACUCAGCUCUGUAUGACAUGGUCCCAGACUGUGCUAAGGACUGUGUUGAUAGCUUCAUCAAGUCCGAAUACACACCCAUGGAAUGCACUUCACCGUCCAAUAUCAAGUGCCUUUGCCGCACUAGAUCAACUAGUGGCUUGACACUGGGUGAAGCGGCUUUGAGCUGUGUUCUGUCUGUAUGCUCACAGACGGCUAUCGCAAAGUCAAAGGCUUAUCAUAUGUGCGACUCGGUAUCUGAAGCUCUUCCGAAAACGCACCAGACAAUUACCGCAACAGUAUUUGCUGAUAUAAGUACAACCAAGACGAGUGACGAAAAAACUACCACAGAGGCAACAUCAACUAGCUCCACUCGAAGUUCGAUAAACGAACACAUUUCAGGCGCUUCUGUGACAACUGCUGCAGUGACAUCAACACCGACGUCAACUACUUCCAGCCAAACAUCCGAGAUCACAUUCUACGUUGCUUCUUCAUCUUCAGAGUCUCAAGUGGGACCAACUUCCUCUAUUGGACAAAAUUUUAGCGACUCUUCUGAAGAUACGAAUAAGAAAGCCAGUCAUGCUAUGACUCCAGCGGCGAUCAUUGGAAUGUCGGUGGCAUCAGGUGUGGCAGGGUCUUUCAUCAUCGGCGUUGCUGUGUUUUUCUGCUGCAAGAGAUGGAGACGAAAACAGCGGGAACAAGCAGCGCCACAUAAUUUCGAGAUCGGAGGUGCCAUGUCUGAGCCUUCUGACUUUUCGAAGCCAAUGCCACGGCUUCCAACAGACGGUUUAGGUAUAGGGUCUUCAUACAGCCCAGCGAGUGAGCGCGAGACAGUGUCACAACAGCCGCGUACUUUCCAUUCAAUGGCCACCGGUCAAUCGCUAUCACGAUACUCAUCUCAAUCCGCCGCAGCAUACCACUCGGGCCAGAACAAAAAGCACAGAGAUCAAGAACGAAUAGGGUUUGCCAUCAGCUCCGAAUCGGACUGGGAAGCUUCGCCUCGGACACAAUCGUCACAGCACAGCGUAGCACGACUACUACCAGAUCCUACAGCUGGACUAUACCCAAAGCCGCUGAAGUGGAGUCAUCGGCCACCUAGUGGGGAGACUCUCUUUGAAGAAGACGAAAGUCAACAAGUAGCGGGAGCGGUGACGAUGCAUAAUAACUCCCCAAGGCUAGGGAUCCGGCCAAAACUCGCAGGGCUGCCAUCCAAUCCACGCGCAUUUAAAGAAGGAUUCUCAACACGCAACUUGAAACGAGGAUCCGGGACCCUGAGUACCCUAACACCACCAUUCAAUCCUAGCCCAGCUUUCCAAACCCCCUCAUCGGACAGGGGCGCUGCACCCAGCGAAACACCCGAAACCCCACAGAAUGACUACUCCUCCUCAAACCCAAAAACCCUCCUCGCUGCCUCCGUCGGCACUAUCCAGACCCAGACUCAGAACCGUAGCCUGUCACCGGGACGACAGGCGCUUCCACCCUGCCCAGUCCCAUCAUCAUCAAACCUCCCCCUAGGCUCGGAGAUAGUAUCCAAGCCGCGGAUAGUACGUGGAAACGACAUCAAACGUGUCCAGAUACGCAACAGUCCACGACCUCCCAGUGAAGUCAUCGCGCCGUACUGCCCAGACGACUUAUGGUUGGAGCGUGGACGCGCCCUCGCGCCACCGAAGUCCCGAGAACCGUCUGGGGAACUACCUUAUCCUUCAGAUAUGUAUCAGGGUGCCGUGCAUUAUCCGGAUAGUCCGAGCAAGAAGGCCGGCGCUGUGUCAAAUCGAAUUUCUCCGACUAGUCGAAAUUUGACGCCGUCGAGGAGGGGCGAUGAUUUGAUUCUUAGUGUUGAUUAG